Podarcis lilfordi (Lilford's wall lizard) is the source of this 5837-nucleotide messenger RNA. Lineage: Eukaryota; Metazoa; Chordata; Lepidosauria; Squamata; Lacertidae. The record is from the annotation of a GenBank genome assembly.
GCCCCGCUUCCGCUCCACGCGGUGCAUGCCGGGACUUGUAGUCUCAGGCUUCUCCCGGCGCCUUCCUUCCCCGCUGCUCGUCUCCGCUGUGCCCUUGGCGUCGCCAUGCUCCCUCUCGGCCGCUUCCUCGCCCGCCGCGCCUGGGCCCUGGGCUCCCGGGCCCACGCCAGGCACUAUGCCGAGGCCGCCCCUGCCGGGCAGGCCCAGAUGGCCUUCACCUUCGCCUCGCCCUCCCAGGUAGUCGCCAUGGCAACCAAAGUGAGGGAGGGGGAGGAUUUUGGGGGGGACUUCUUUAAAGACUGGCCUUUAAAGGGUUAACUUGCAGUAGUGGGGGGAGCCUGUGGAACCUCCAGCUACGUGACAAGCUGCCAAGUUGCUAGUCCACAAGGUCGCUUCAUUGGAAGGGGGAAAGAGGUUUUAAAGGGUUAAUUGAAAGAGGUUUAAAGGGUUAAUUGAAAGAGGUUUAGAUUUUUCGAAUAAUAUUUAUUAUUUUCAGUAGAUAAACAUAAUAAAAAAGAGGAGAUUAACAAUAAUAAAGACAAACAAAAAAAGGAGAAAAAAGAUACAUACCGCAUAUUACCACUUAAUUAAUUUUAAUUUAAAGAGGGUUAAAGGGUUAAUUUAAGGAGGGGGGUAGUAUGUGGCUCGUCAGCCUGCUCCAAGUUGCUAGUCCACAAGGUCACUCAUGACUUCAAUUGUUUAUUCUAUAGGAUUUACAUUAUAAUAAUAAUAAUAUUUUUAGUUAUUCUUUCUUUGAAUAAUUACAUUUGCUUCUUUGCAAAAGAUCAGAAGGAGGGAGAUUUAAGAGGGUUACUUUGGGGAGGAGGUGCUUUUGAAUUCUGGUGCUGGAGGAGACUCUGGAGAGUCCCAUGGACUGCAAGAAGAUCCAACCUCUCCAUUCGGAAGGAAAUCAGCCCUGAGUGCUCACUGGAAGGACAGUUCCUGAAGCUGAGGCUCCAAGACUUUGGCCACCUCAUGAGAACAGAAGACUCGCUGGAAAAGACCCUGAUGUUGGGAAAGAUGGAGGGCACAAGGAGAAGGGGACGACAGAGGACAAGAUGGUGGGACAGUGUUCUCGAAGCUACCAGCAUGAGUUUGACCAAACUGCGGGAGGCAGUGGAAGACAGGAGUGCCUGGCGUGCUCUGGUCCAGGGGGUCACGAAGAGGCGGACACGACUAAACGACAAAAAAACAACUUUGGGGAGGAGUUGUUGACCUGCAGAACCUCCUGGUUAAUGUGGUUUAGCCUGGGCAAGGCACUAGUCCACAAGGUUGCUGGAUUGAUAGGGGGGAGAGAGAUUUAAAGGGUUAACUUGGAGGGCCAGUGGAACCUCUUGGUACAUAGCCUUGUCACUAGUCCGCGACGUUGCCUUUCUGAAAAAAGUGCAUGUGUAGUUCAAAGAUAUAAAAGCAUCAAAGAGAAGUUUGCCCAAGCUUGCUCAGCUUCCCGUUUAGAAUUCAGUUCAUCACUGAAAUAUAUCGCUUUCAAUGCUUUGAAACUGGAACCUUGGAAACGGAGCGUACCUGGUGGUUCUGUACUUCUGGAUUGUUUCGAUUGACUUCCUGUAUUUAUUUAUUUGUCCUUUUAUCACAUCUUCUGUGCUAAUUGUGUACUUAAAAGAACAUAACAACAUAGACGCAUCUUUGAAAUAAAUUGACAAAAUUAACUUGCCAGAAGGUAAAACCCAUAUAAAGUGUGGGUUUUGCAGCCAAAGAGUCUUUGCGGAGCCUUUUAAAAAUAGGGAUGGAGGGCUAAAUUUUGGGGAAGGUGUUGAGAAAGGGCAAGCUGAGGGGUGGGGGAAGGCUGUGGAACCUCCAGCAACAUGAUCCUGUACCGACCUGCCCAAGUUGACUGAAAGACAGAGCCGUAUAAAUACGCUGGAAGGCUGAAUGCAGAAAAGUACCGUAUUUUUCGCUCUAUUAUACACACCAGAGCACAAGACGCACCUAGUUUUUGGGGGAGGAAAACAAGAAAAAAAAUAUUCUGAAUCUCAGAAGCCAGAACAGCAAGAGGGAUCGCUGCGCAGCGAAAGCAGCAAUCCCUCUUGCUGUUCUGGCUUCUGGGAUAGCUGCGCAGCCUGCAUUCGCUCCAUAAGGUGCACACACAUUUCCCCUUACUUUUUAGGAGGGAAAAAGUGAGUCAUAGAGCAAAAAAUACAGUAGCUUCUUGAAACGACCAGCAAGCUCAGGUGAGUCUGUAAAGGACCUCUCUGCUUCUUCUCACACGCUCCCUGUCCCCUUUUUCAGGUUUACUACAAUGCGGCCAACGUGAAGCAAGUCGACGUCCCCACGCUGAGUGGAUCCUUCGGCAUCUUGGCCGCCCAUGUCCCCACCUUGCAAGUCCUGAAGCCUGGAGUUGUGACGGUCUUUGCUGAGGACGGCUCUUCCACAAAAUACUUCAGUAUGUUUGGAAACUGGGGCAGGGUUGCGGUUUCGGGUCCUUUGCAGCGAGACCCCCAGUGAACCAUGUUAGAAACUCAGAUACAGUGGUACCUUGGUUUAAGAAAAAGCUUACCGUAUUUUUCGCUCUAUAGGACGCACUUUUUCCCCUCCAAAAAUGAAGGGGGAAAGUGUGUGCGUCCUGUGGAGCGAAUGGAGGCUCCUUGGCCUCAGCGAUAGCAACGCAAAGCCUCCGAAGCGCAGAGGGAGAGCUCCCUCCGCGCUCCGGAGGCUUUGCGUUGCUUUCGCUGAAGCCUGGAGAGCGAGAGGGGUUGGUGCGCACCGACCCCUCUUGCUCUCCAGGCUUCAGGGAUAGCCGCCUGAAGCCUCCGGAGCACAGCGGGAGAGCAAGACUCUCCUGGCUUCAGCGAAAGGAGUCUGAAGCCUCCGGAGCGCAGCGGGAACUUGUGCUGCGCUGCGAAGGCUUCAGAGAUAGCCGCUGCGCUCCGGAGGCUUCGGGUUCCUUUCGCUGAAGCCGGGAGAGCAAGACUUCAGGUGGGUUCUGAAGGCAGCCCUGUUUAGGGAAGCUUUUAAUGUUUAAUAGAUUAUUGUAUUUUAAUACUCUGUUGAAAGCCGCCCAGAGUGGCUGGGAAAACCCAGCCAGAUGGGCGGGGUAUAAAUAAUAAAUUAUUAUUAUUAUGUGCACCAUCUUUCGAGUUCCUUGGAAGAAAUGGAAGGAAUAAAGAAUGGUUCAUGGCCCUGUUCUCAGCUAAUUCUUUUGUGUGUGUUUUCCCCCACCUUCCUUGAAAUUUUGCAGUUAGUAGCGGCUCUAUCACAGUGAACGCAGACUCUUCAGUCCAGCUGCUUGCUGAGGAAGUGGCGAUGUUGGAUCAGCUUGAUGCUGCGGUGAGUGGCGUGCCUGCCCUCUCUUUCCUCUCCCCCCAGAGACUUCCUUACAUACCCAGCUGGAGCCUGUCUUUAAAAUCCCUAAAAAUAUCAGAAGUCUGCUCCACGGUCAUGCAGAGAUUCUGCUAAUUUGAAAACACUUCACAUUUUUCUGUUCAGUGUGUGGUAUCAGCGAGGUCACAGACAGGAGCAUGACUUGCUCCCCAUCUGUACCCCAAUUUUGUGCUGGCCCAGGAGGUUUGCCAUUUUUAGAAGAGAUUUUAUCACUUUGACACCUUAGUUCGAAGUAUACCCUGCGGGCGUGAGCUUAAUCAGUAACGUAAACGGCGUUUCCGUGCGCUCUGGUUUCCGUCAUGCGCCAGAAGCGGUUUAGUCCUGCUGGCCGCAUGACGCGGAAAGCUGUCUGCUGACAAACACCGGCUCCCUCGGCCCGAAAGCGAGAUGAGCGCCGCAACCCCAUAGUCGCCUUUGACUGGACUUUUACCAGGGGUCUUUUACCUUUUCAUCUGUAACGUGAAAUAUUUUCCAAGUUUGUUUCGACGCCGCGGGAAUGACCGCAUGCAAGACUUAACAAUUGUGCGUGCAUUGCUUUUUUGAAUUUUUCGGUAGGGUUUGUAGUAAAAGAAUACUUUAUUAUAAAGGAACAGUCCAGUAGGAUAGGUGAAAUAAAAUAAAGGAAAAAACCAGGGUUCACAGCCAUUAUUUCAGAAAACUUAAUAAGUGCAUUCUCAAGACAGAGCACAUUGAAUUAGAUGUUGCCACAGAAAGAGACCCGGUGCAGAGAGAAUGCAAAACAAACAUUAUGGAUACAGGAUGAAUUGAUGUACUUGCCUCGGAAAUUGCCGUCCAUGUGAUUGGCCUGUCAUAUGCCUGCCAAACAGAGGCAAAGUCUAUUGAUAUCCUUUAUUGAAAAGUUACCGUACUUUUCCAUCUAUAAGACGCCCCCGUGUAUAAGACGCCCCCUAUUUUGUGGGACUCAAAUUUAAGAAAAUGGGGGGAGAUGCCAGAAUUGUUGAGCUUUUUUUGCGGAGGAUUACCCAGGGACACGGGUGGCGCUGUGGGUUAAACCACAGAGCCUAGGACUUGCCGAACAGAAGGUCGGCGGUUCGAAUCCCCGCAAUGACGGGGUGAGCUCCCGUUGCUCGGUCCCUGCUCCUGCCCACCUAGCAGUUCGAAAGCAUGUCAAAGUGCAAGUAGAUAAAUAGGUGGGAAGGUAAACAGCAUUUCCGUGUGCUGCUCUGGUUCGCCAGAAGCGGCUUAGUCCUGCUGGCCACAUGACCCGGAAGCUGUACGCCGGCUCCCUUGGCCAAUAAAGCGAGAUGAGCACCGCAACCCCAGCGUCGGUCACGACUGGACCUAAUUGUCAGGGGUACCUUUACCUUACUCAGGUUGGUUGAGCAACCCCCACUUUUUAGCAUGAUUUUGAAAAAAACAUAGCCUUAUACACGGAAAAGUACGUUAGUUUCUCUGAAAUGAGAACAAACAUUCCCGUAUGGAACCGAAUCAUUUAAAGAAAAACUCAGAGACUCUUUCAAGCCCUGUGACAUGUUCAGACGAUAGCGUUUUGUCUCCAUCACCCCCGCCCGAAAUGCCCUCCUCGGCAACUGUCACGUUGCACCUUUCCCCUCUUCUGGAUCUGAUCCCGAUAACUUUUGUUCCCCCCUGCCGUUCGCAGACAGCCAAGUCGAACCUGGAGAAGGCUCUGUCGCAGCUGGCGUCUGCCUCCGACGAAGCGGCAAAGGCGGAAGCGCAGAUCAGCGUGGAAGCCAACGAGGCGAUCGUGAAAGCUUUGGAAUGAGGAGGGUAAGCCCAAAUCCACGCUCUAACCAUUACGCCACACUUUCCCAGGACCCCAGUUCCUGGCACUGAGGGUGGUUCGAAGCGGUGAGAGAGAUUUGUUGCUUCAGACAGAUUCCUGCCACUAGGUGGCACAGAAGGGCUGGCAGACAAACAAAGGCAAAAUAUAUCUGGUGAGCUUUCAGGCUCCCCUUCCUAAACCAGGGUGCAUUAAUUGGCUAUUCUGUGACUUUGCUUCCGUUCCAUCCUGAAAAAGGAAAUGAUCAGUCAAGGGCCCCAGUGGGAGAAAGGCCACUCUAUCCCCAACUCUCUGUGUCAAGGAGGACCGAAAGAGUUCUGCUUUUUUCCCCAAAUUUUUUUUUAUUAGUUUUCACAAUAUUAUAAACAAGCAGACAAACAGCGGAGGGGAGCCCAAGGGGCUGAAAGGUCGGUGAGUUAGGGACUUCCCCUGCGUAUGAAGGCAGGAUCUUGCUGUGUUGAGCAGAUGGGACCAAGAGUGAGUCCAUUCCUGCAUUGCUGGGGGGUUGGACUGGAUGAGCUUUGGAGUUCCCUUCCAACUCUUUGAUCCUAUCGUUUUCUCUGUUUCUCUGUUGCAGGAAUACCCCGCUGCUUUCUGGAAACGGCCCUGUCUCUCUUUUCCCUCUGGACCUCCUUCUCUUUGUCCAUGCAGAUGGUUUGGGUAAACCCAGUCAAUUUAGCUUUUGACCAAUUAAAAAAACGGGUGGAAAAUCUGCGAAAGGCCCCUCUGCACCUUC